GACAAGAGGAUCGCCCCGCGCUGAGCCGGCUGGUGGGCAGCAGGAGGCGCCUGAUCGCCGCCGGGGCGCUGGGGGUGGUGAUGGUGCUGCUGCUGGUCAUCCUGAUCCCGGUGCUGGUCAGCUCGGCCGGCACGUCGGCGCACUACGAGAUGCUGGGCACCUGCCGCAUGGUCUGCGACCCCUACGGGGGCACCAAGGCGCCCAGCACGGCCGCCACGCCCGACCGCGGCCUCAUGCAGUCCCUGCCCACCUUCAUCCAGGGCCCCAAAGGCGAGGCGGGCCGGCCGGGGAAGGCGGUGAACGCGGCGGGGGCCAUCAGCGCGGCCACCUACAGCACGGUGCCCAAGAUCGCCUUCUACGCCGGCCUCAAGCGGCAGCACGAAGGCUACGAGGUGCUCAAGUUCGACGACGUCGUCACCAACCUCGGCAACCACUACGACCCCACCACGGGCAAGUUCACCUGCUCCAUCCCCGGCAUCUACUUCUUCACCUACCACGUCCUGAUGCGCGGCGGGGACGGCACCAGCAUGUGGGCUGAUCUCUGCAAAAACAACCAGGUGCGCGCCAGUGCCAUCGCCCAGGACGCCGACCAGAAUUACGACUAUGCCAGCAACAGCGUGGUCCUUCACCUGGAGCCGGGGGACGAAGUCUACAUCAAGCUCGACGGCGGCAAGGCCCACGGAGGGAACAACAACAAAUACAGCACAUUUUCCGGAUUUAUCAUUUACGCCGACUGACGAUGCAGAAGCUAAGCCGAUGAGCUUGGACGCUGGAUUCGUGUGGCCAACAUCAGUGAAUCAAGGAUCCCAGGGGAACGCCGGCUGUGGGGCAUCUCGGUUGUGUGUAUGUGGGGAAUUCAAAUGCUACCUGACUCACAUCUGUGUUCUCAGAAACAUUAUGUAAAAAAAAAAAAAUAGAUUAAAAACAAGAUAAGCAGAUGUGUGAUCCACUACCGCCAAAGCAAAUACUCCUUGUUGUUAGUGUCCAUGUGAAUGAAGUCCUAUAUAGAUCACAAAUUUUUAUAGAAAAAUCUAAGACGCUUAAUUAUUUCUUCAGUAUAUAAGAUACUUUGGUGUACUGUGAUCCUGCUGCUCUUAUCCAUGUCAGCUUUGGUUCUUGUGAGUGUACCUGCUUUUUAUGAUCCUUGGAGUCCAUUCGUAGUGUGGGGAGGAAUGAUUGUACCCUGCAGGAGAAGGUCGAAUCGAAAUAAUGCUGCUUGUCCCCAAAGAAACUGUUUGCCUUGUACUCGUGUGAACUUUAGAGCUAGACCCGGAAAUGAUUCAACUUCAAGCCUUAACCUGGAAUUUUCUGGAUUUGAGGGAAUUCCCAAGCCUAUGGUUAUUUUCCCAUUUUCUUUUUCUUAUGAAUGUUAUUUUCUCUCUUUACUGGUGAUAGUCUUUUAAAAUAGAGGUUGAAAUUGUAUCAUAGGAUUACCUUCUAAGUGUGAAAAUGUGUAAUAUGUAUGGUAUUUAGAAAAUCCCCUGUGUGUACAUUUUGUCAGUAGAAUGUGUUUAGAUUUACUUGGAAAGUCAGAGGAAUUUAUUCUUUGGUGUUAAAUCAGACUGAGGCUUUUGCCUUCUUUGGAACAAAAGAUUAUUCAUAAGCCAGCGCACAAAGGUUUAACUUGAGCUACUGCAUGCAUCACCAGGGGGACACUAAGUAAGGCCUUCAAAUAGUUACUAUAAGUCAUGGCCUGAGGUUACUUCAAAAAGAACAAUUUCACAUAUAACCAGUAUGACAACAAAGUGUAUAUAUUUUAUAGAAAUACCUGCUACAUAUGUGUGUGUGUAUAUA
Molecule: messenger RNA, 1794 nt
Organism: Miniopterus natalensis
Lineage: Eukaryota; Metazoa; Chordata; Mammalia; Chiroptera; Miniopteridae
Source: RefSeq, a predicted model, not a curated record